Messenger RNA from Papilio polytes (common Mormon), 2106 nucleotides. RefSeq names its product protein no-on-transient A-like (gene Psf). Gene Ontology annotation, cellular component: nucleus. The record is from RefSeq and is a predicted model, not a curated record. Gene Ontology annotation, molecular function: RNA binding. Bases 191 to 1798 code for a protein of 535 amino acids. NCBI's taxonomy places the organism in Eukaryota, Metazoa, Arthropoda, Insecta, Lepidoptera, Papilionidae. Gene Ontology annotation, biological process: regulation of DNA-templated transcription. The transcript has 10 exons.
UUGUCCGCCAUCUUGACCUUUGUUGGUUACUUGGCCAUACGCAACGUCGCGUAUUCGUAAAGUGUGACUUUAACAGUUUUCUUAGUUUUUUUUUAUUAAACACGUUGUAGUAUAAUAUUGUGCAGUUUACUGUAAUUGAACAUUUGUAUUGUUUGCUUUUUGUGUCUGAAAUAAUUCAGAGCAUUUAGCUAUGCAGAUGCAAGGGAUGAAUCAAUUUGGAAAUAGAGGGUACGGCGGACCACCGCAGCCACAGCGUCAAGGGGGUCGCCGAGGAAAUAAUCGCGGAGGUUUUCGUAAUUCUAGAUUUGAACACAACAAUCAAAAUCAAAGAAACCAAAAUCAUGGACAAGGAGGUCAACGGCCUAAUAUUGAACCAGUGAAACAGGCUGUGCCUGACAAGCAACCUCAACCGGUAGUCCAACAGAAUCAACAACAACCUCAACAAUCUCCACAACAGCCUCAACAGCAACAACAACAACAACAGCAGCAGCAGCAGCAAAAAUUAAAUCAGUCCAAAUCUCAGGAUGAUGUUGACAAAUCUAUUGGGAGUGAAAAAAACACACAAGGACCUAGUCCUAACCAGAACCAAUUCCAAAAGAACAUCAAUGGAAACUUUGGCGGGGGAAAUAAAUCGGGUGGAACAUGGAGUCAAGGAGGUCCAGGCAAUAGACAGAAUCAGAAUCAGAACCAACACCAAAACCAAAAGCAGUUUGGUCUCAAGCAGCAAGGUGGCAUUGGUGGUGGCCCGGUACGCAACCAGCGCCAUAGCAUGAGAGGCCAGCAGGAUGGGAAGACAGUGCAGCGUGAGGACCAUUUCUUGUUAAACAAACUCAAAGAGCUUGUUGGACCCAUGAUAGAUUUGCCUCAAAUUGACCAAACAGAACUAAAAUUCAAUGGUAGAAGCAGACUUUACAUUGGUAAUUUAACAUCUGAUGUUACCGAAGAGGAGAUUAUGAAUUUGUUUGGGCAGUUUGGUGAAGCUGCAGAAUUGUUUCUUAACAAGGAAAAGAACUUUGGAUUUAUCAAAAUGGACUACAGGGUCAAUGCAGAAAAGGCAAAAAGGGAGCUUGAUGGUAAAAUGAGGAAUGGUCGUUCUCUAAGAGUGAGAUUUGCUCCACACAAUUGUGCAGUCAGAGUUAAAAAUUUGCCUCCAUUUGUAUCAAAUGAACUUCUCUUUAGAGCCUUUGAAAUAUUCGGAAAAAUCGAAAGAGCUUAUGUUAGAGUUGAUGAAAGAGGGAAAACUUUAGGAGAGGGUGUCGUGGAGUUUGCCCGCAAACCAAGUGCUCUGUCUGCAAUCAGGAAUUGUACUGAGAAGUGCUUCUUUUUAACAUCGUCCUUGCGCCCAGUAAUUGUUGAAAGCUAUGAAGAACCAGAUGAGUUUGAUGGCUACCCAGAAAAGAAUCUACCCAAGAAACAUCCAGAAUUCCUUCGUGCUCGGGAGAUGGGACCCCGUUUCUCUGAAUUGAACAGCUUUGAACAUGAAUAUGGAACAAGAUGGAAGCAAUUGCAUGAACUUCACAGACAGAAAGAGGAAGCACUCAAAAAAGAAUUGGCAGCUGAAGAAGAGAAGCUUGAAGCUCAGAUGGAAUAUGCCAAUUGUCCACAGGCACAAAGGUUGAAUUCAAUGUUGGAUAGACAAGAACAGGGGAUGUUUGAUCAGCAGCAGCCAAUGGAAGGAGGCUUCAGAGAGCAGUACGACAUGCCGCGCGGGGGCUAUGACGACAUGCCGCCGCAGACGCGCGGUUGGGAGGGGCCCCGCCAUAUGGACGAUUACCCUAACAAACGCCGUCGGUUCUAACUACCCCCUCACGUGACGUCACAAAACACGUCACAUUUGACUGCAUUAGCAGCAUCAAAACCCGUUUCUUAACCAUUGGGUUAGUCGCGAUUAAGAGUUUAUAUAUUAUUUUAUAAGACCAGCGGCAACAGAAAUUCUCUUCUGUAAACUAGUAUCGGCUAUAGCAUAUUUAGAUUUUAAAUUUGUGGUAGGUAAUUACCGAAUCAAGUGCACACAUGCAAGGCAAGUCGAAAGGGCUUACAAUUUGCAUAUCAGAUUUUACUUUUAUAUUUGCCCAACUGACUCAGGAGGAUAAAGUAUAAAAAUAU